UGUGUUGCACUUAAGUGACUCCUCGAGUGACAAUCACUCCUCACCGCCUUUCGCAUCGAGACACUACUGGAGGUCAAGAUGGAGAAGCUACAGGAGCUGAGCCUCGUGUCCAAGGUAUGUCAGGCGCUGGAAAACCACCUUGGUAUGAGUGACAAGACGUUGGCCGAAUUUGUUAUCGACCUAGUGCGCAGCAGCUCCAGCUGCGCCGCUUUCUUGGCGUCCAUCAAGAAGGACGAGCUGCCGCUCCCCCCUGCGCUGGCCGAGAACCUCUACCGUAUCGUACAGACCAUGGCGCCGCUCAAAAUGAAGCAGGCAAAAAGUGCAGCUGCUGACUCCAAGAGCAAGAGCAAGCGGCACCAGAUCCGAGACGACGAGCAGCUCACAGCCGCGGAUAUCGCCGGAGCGGCCAUCAAGGAUGACGAGGACGACGACAAGAAACCAACCAAACCGUCAACCGAGCGUCGUAACAGAGAGAGUGAUGGUCACUCUCGAAACAGAGAUCGAUCCAGAGAGCGCGACCGCUACGGACGUGACAGAAGUCGUGGACGUGAUGAAGAUCGCGGCAGGAGAAGUAGACGGUCGAGAUCCCGAUCCCGGCCGGAAGGCAGGAAACGGGAUCGACGCGACGGGGAGAGAGAUCGCAGUCGUGGACGAGACCGCGAUCGAGACGAUCGCUACGGUUCUCGGUCACGUCGUGAUGAUCGGGAUCGGGACUAUGACCGACGAAGACGAGAUGACCAACCCAGAGAGCUGGAGCUAUACGGCAUCUACGACGGCCGUGUUACUAAAGUAAUGGACUUUGGCGUGUUUGUAGAGCUGGAGGGAUUUUCAAGAGAGAAGAAGGAAGGCCUCGUACACGUCUCCAACUUGUCGGCGAAUCGUGUGAGCAACGUCAAGGAGUUUGCCAAACGCGGCGAUCGUGUAAAGGUGAAGCUCAUCUCAAUAUCGGGAGCCAAGCUAUCGAUGUCCAUGCGUGAUGUCGAUCAGAAAACUGGAAAAGAUCUGAUGCCUCAGCGCUCAAGUGAUGGUGCGGAGCGUGCACGACAGGAGAACAAAUCGUCGGACUCACGCUCGUGGAUCAACCCAUCUGCACCGGGUAUGCAGAGCUCACAACAACUGGAUGAAGAUGACAGCAAGCCACAGCGUGCUGCCAAACGGAUGUCGUCACCUGAACGAUGGGAAGUGCAGCAGCUUAUUAACUCUGGUGUGCUUUCGAUAGAAGACUAUCCGACGUUCGACGAAGAGCAUGGUCUGCUUAACACUGAAGCUACCGAAGAGGACUUCGAGGUGGAGCUUAAUGAGGACGAACCAGUCUUCCUGCGUGGUCAAACGCAUAUGAGUCGUGAGAUGUCGCCCGUGAAGAUUGUGAAGAACCCGGAUGGAUCAAUGCAGCGCGCCGCCAUGACACAAUCCAACUUAGCGAAGGAACGUCGUGAAUUGCGCCAGACACAAGCGAACCAGUUGAUCGAUUCCAUCCCGAAGGAUCUAAAUCGUCCCUGGGAAGAUCCAAUGCCUGAGGCAGGCGAGCGACACUUUGCUCAGGAACUGCGUGGUAUUAACAUGGGAUCGACGUUCGAGCUGCCUGAAUGGAAGCAGAAGUCAGUGGGAAAGAACUUGUCGUAUGGUAUUGUGUCGAACAAGUCCAUUCUUGAGCAGCGUGAGAGCCUUCCUGUUUUCAAGCUGAAGCGGCAACUGAUGAAGGCUAUCGCUGACAAUCAAGUCCUGGUGGUUAUUGGAGAGACUGGAUCGGGUAAAACCACGCAGAUGACGCAGUACAUGGCCGAAAUGGGGUUAACAUCUACCGGUAUUAUCGGUUGUACUCAGCCGCGCCGUGUUGCUGCUUCAUCCGUGGCGAAGCGUGUGGCUGAGGAGUUUGGCUGUGAGCUUGGACAAGAAGUUGGCUACUCCAUGCGAUUCGAAGACGUCACCAGUCCGGAGACUGUGAUCAAGUACAUGACCGAAGGUAUGCUGUUGCGCGAGUACCUGGCUGACCCAACGUUGUCGAAGUACAGUGCUCUGAUGCUUGAUGAAGCCCACGAGCGGACAAUCAACACGGACGUUCUGUUUGGACUGUUGAAGGACCUUGUGCGUAAGCGGAAAGACCUCAAGAUUAUCGUGACAUCUGCAACUCUGGAUGCUGAGAAAUUCUCUCGGUAUUUCUUCGACUGCCCGAUUUUCACAAUCCCGGGCCGUACAUUCCCCGUGGAGAUCCUGUAUACAAAGGAACCGGAGCUGGACUACUUGGACGCUUCGUUGCUUUGUGUGAUGCAGAUUCAUUUAUCCGAGCCCGAAGGAGAUAUUUUACUCUUCUUAACCGGUCAAGAAGAGAUCGAUACGGCAUGUGAAGUUCUGUAUCAGCGUAUCAAGGCGUUACAAGAGCGUGCACUGGCCCCCGAACUCAUCAUUCUUCCAGUAUAUGGUGCGCUCCCUUCAGAAAUGCAGUCGCGCAUUUUCGAACCAGCACCCAAGGGCUCUCGGAAGUGUGUGGUGGCUACCAAUAUUGCAGAGGCGUCGCUGACUAUUGACGGCAUUUACUACGUCGUCGACCCUGGUUUCUGCAAGCAGAAUGCUUUCAACUCGAAGAUUGGAAUGGAUUCCCUUGUGGUCGUGCCGUGCUCACAAGCCUCAGCUCGUCAACGUGCUGGGCGCGCUGGACGUACGGGUCCCGGUAAAUGCUACCGAUUGUACACCGAGAACGCUUACAAGAACGAGAUGCUGCCGACGACCGUGCCAGAGAUCCAACGUGCGAAUCUUGGCUCGGUUGUGCUUCAACUGAAGGCAAUGGGUAUCAACGAUCUCAUGGGUUUCGAUUUCAUGGACCCACCACCACAAGAUGCUCUUGUCAUGGCACUUGAGAACUUGUAUGCACUGGGCGCAUUGGACGAUGAAGGUCUAUUAACACGAUUGGGCAAGAAGAUGGCCGAGUUCCCAGUCGAGCCGAAGAACGCCAAGGUGCUACUGACUUCCGUUGUCCUUGGUUGCGCAGAGGAGGUGUUGACUAUCGUGGCGAUGCUGUCGGUGGAGUCGGUCUUCUUCCGACCAAAGGAGAAGCAGGCUCAGGCUGACCAGAAGAAGGCUAAAUUCCACCAGCCUGAAGGUGACCACUUAACUCUACUGGCAGUGUAUGAAGCCUGGGCGAACUCCAAGUUCUCCAACCCGUGGUGCUAUGAAAACUUCAUCCAGGCACGAGCUAUCCGUCGUGCUCAAGACGUCCGGAAGCAGUUGCUAUCCAUUCUCGAUCGAUACAAAAUGGACGUCGUUUCUUGUGGCAAGAACUACAACAAAGUUCGACGCGCAAUUGUUGCCGGAUACUUCGCCAACACAGCGAAGAAAGACCCACAGGAGGGAUACCGUACCAUGGUGGAAGGUCAGCCCGUGUAUAUCCAUCCAUCGAGUGCGCUGUUCAACAAGAGUCCAGAGUGGGUGCUCUACCACGAGCUGGUUCUCACGACAAAGGAGUACAUGCGCAAUAUCAUGACCAUUGAGCCCAAAUGGCUUGUGGAACUGGCCCCAGCCUUCUUCAAGAAGGGCGACCCCACCAAGCUGUCGAAACGCAAACGCAAUGAGAAGAUUGAGCCGCUCUAUGAUCGCUUCAACCCGCCCGAUUCCUGGCGUCUUAGCAAGCGUAGGGCAUAAAACCUGGCAUCAAAAGUUCCUGCUCGAUCAUAGACAAAGAGAAACAAUUGCAAAACGUACUGAGCCCUCUGUUCCCUCAUUACCUCUGACUCUUU
Molecule: messenger RNA, 3731 nt
Organism: Phytophthora nicotianae INRA-310
Lineage: Eukaryota; Oomycota; Peronosporomycetes; Peronosporales; Peronosporaceae
Product: ATP-dependent helicase HrpA
Exons: 1
Coding region: 79-3636 (1185 amino acids)
Biological process (GO): spliceosomal complex disassembly; mRNA splicing, via spliceosome
Cellular component (GO): intracellular anatomical structure; catalytic step 2 spliceosome
Molecular function (GO): ATP binding; RNA helicase activity; RNA binding
Source: RefSeq, a predicted model, not a curated record